AGAACGCCACCCGUUAUUGCCACGCCAAUGGAACCUGGGAUCAAUAUACCAACUAUGAUGCCUGUAUGCAUUUAACAGAACCUGCCACCGUUUCGGAAUUUGAACCGAUAAUCGAAUUGCCAACAAUAAUCUAUUAUGUGGGCUAUACCAUAUCACUGGUGUCGCUAACCUUGGCCCUGAUGGUUUUUGCCUACUUCAAGGAACUACGUUGCUUACGCAACUCCAUACAUGCGAAUUUAUUCUUUACCUACAUCAUGUCUGGUUUACUCUGGAUACUUACACUUUCUGUACAGAUUUCCCUGCAUACCGGCAUGGCGGGCUGUAUUGUCCUGGUGACAUUAUUUCAUUUCUUUACGCUGACAAAUUUCUUUUGGAUGUUGGUAGAAGGGUUAUAUCUCUACAUUCUGGUGGUGAAAACAUUUUCCGGUGAUAAUACACGAUUUACGGUCUAUGCCACCAUUGGCUGGGGAGGUCCUGCUGUUUUUGUUGUUAUUUGGGCGAUAGCCAAAGGCCUGACAAUGUCAUCUGCCACAAAUGACCAGAUUGAAAUAGAAGGCUGUCCAUGGAUGCAGGAAACCUAUGUCGAUUGGAUAUUCCAAGGACCGGUGUGUUCGGUUUUAAUAAUUAAUUUAAUAUUUCUGCUACGAAUAAUGUGGGUGUUGAUAACCAAACUACGUUCCGCCAAUACCCUGGAAACCCGCCAAUACCGCAAAGCUGCCAAGGCACUGCUGGUUUUAAUCCCUCUCUUUGGCAUUACCUAUUUGGUGGUAUUGGCCGGUCCCUCGGAGGGCGGUGUCAUGAGUCACAUGUUUGCCAUUGUGCGGGCUGUGCUGCUGAGCACUCAGGGGUUUUCGGUUUCAUUGUUCUAUUGUUUUCUUAAUUCGGAGGUACGCAACGCCUUGCGGCAUCACAUCUCAACCUGGCAGGAUGAACGCAAUAUACGCCUGAAUCAAUCCAGAAGGUAUGUUUCCAAAGGCUUUUCCAAAGAUACUUCACCGCGUACCGAGUGCACCAGGCCACUGACAGCCUACUAUGGGAAGGGUAAACGGGAGUCGUGUGUUUCAUCGACCACCACCACUACAAUAAUUGGUCAACAUCAUUCAAUGUCGCUGCAGCGUGGAAUGGUUGGAUGUGGUGCCAUCGGAGGAGGUGGCGGCGGCGGAUCAAAUGGAGCUUUGCAUAUGAUGCCAACAGCCACCACAUUAACGCUGAUGCCCAGGGCUGUGAGUCCUUUGAUGAAG
Molecule: messenger RNA, 1241 nt
Organism: Musca vetustissima
Lineage: Eukaryota; Metazoa; Arthropoda; Insecta; Diptera; Muscidae
Gene: Dh44-R1
Product: diuretic hormone receptor
Exons: 10
Biological process (GO): adenylate cyclase-modulating G protein-coupled receptor signaling pathway; cell surface receptor signaling pathway
Cellular component (GO): plasma membrane
Molecular function (GO): diuretic hormone receptor activity; peptide hormone binding; G protein-coupled peptide receptor activity
Source: RefSeq, a predicted model, not a curated record